ACACAAACGAAAGAAAUAUCAAAUUCUUCAUUAAAAUUCGCAAAUUCACAAAAUUCAUAAUUUCGCAUUAAUUAAAAUAAUCAUUAAUAAAAUCACUAAAAUUCGCUUAAAAUUAGCAAAGAACAAAUAAAAACAAAUAUUUACUAUACCGCAAAUAAAUCCUCAUAAAUUGUUCUUCAAAUAAAAAUGGUUAGAUAUCAAUGCCAAAUUUGUAAAAGAGAAUUUUCAACUUACGGCGGUUUAAAACAACAUGCCAAUGCUAAACAUCACGGGAAAAUGAGAUCUUCCCAACUAAAUGAGUCACCAGUAAAGCAAAGAUCUUUGUUGCAGCCAUUAAGAGAAAUGAUAAAAUCAGAACAUGAUGCAGAACUUUGGAGCACGUCAAUUAUUAUGCCAAACCCAACUACUUCGCAAGAAAAGCUUACAUCACAGGAUGAUGAUGAUGAGAUGAAGCAAUUUGAACCUUCAUCUCAAGAUGAAGACUUAGUAAAUAUUGCAAAUGAGUUAGAAGAUGAACCACGUUAUCAUUUGCGAAAAAGGUUAUGGUCAGAAGAGAGGGUCGAAGCAAAUUUUGAAGAAUCAGAAGCAGAAUUAGAAUUAGUAAACUUUGAAAAUACUGAAUUCAUUGAUCCUGAAGACCUUCAGGACUUUAAAGAAAAGGUUGUUAAGACCUAUAAUAAAAUUAAUUUUACCCUCUACUAUCGCCCACUUUUUCGUGCUAUUCAAGCUCUUCUGCAACGACCAGAAGUAGCCAAUAACUUUGUCCAUAAAGGAAUCCAAAAUAAAAUGAAGGAUGAUAGAGGUGAAACAAGAAUAUUUGGCGAACCUUUCGAAGGUAACUGGUGGUUAGAAACUGAAAAGAACCUUCCAUCAUUAAAUCGACUAUUGUCCAUCAUUUUAUACUCAGACGCAACAACUUUCGAUGGACUUGGGAAAUCAUCAGGCCAUCCAGUUUUUGUAACUCUUGGUAACAUUCCAAAUCGUGUUCAAAAUUUGCCGGAGGCUAAAAUUCUUUUAGGAUUUCUCCCUAAAGUCCAAGAUACAGGAAUCAAAACAACUUUUCAAAGCUUACAGCACGAUGUAUAUCAUAAAUGCUUCAAAAUUAUGCUCCAACCUUUAUUAGAAAAAUCUGAAGCGCUAUAUUUUGGAAUUAAUGGACAAGUGAUUACUUUCGCUGCACGGAUAUCUUUUUUUCUAGCAGAUAUGCUUGAAGCUGAUGAUAUAACUGCAACAUAUAAAGGAGCGCAGUGCAAAAUGCCAUGCCAUACUUGCAUGGUUUUGCAAAGUGAUCUGAACAAUAUGAGUCUUAAACUAGAGAACGUACCUCAUAGAACUCAUGAAAAUAUGAAGCAAGUAAUCAACGAUGGCCAAGGAAAGGAGUAUUCUGUGCAUUCUGUUGAAAAUUCCUUCUGGAAAUUUCCGUAA
This is a messenger RNA of Rhizophagus irregularis DAOM 181602=DAOM 197198, 1425 nucleotides long. The record is from RefSeq and is a predicted model, not a curated record. NCBI's taxonomy places the organism in Eukaryota, Fungi, Glomeromycota, Glomeromycetes, Glomerales, Glomeraceae.